Osmerus eperlanus (European smelt) is the source of this 1931-nucleotide messenger RNA. RefSeq names its product dehydrogenase/reductase 11a (gene dhrs11a). NCBI's taxonomy places the organism in Eukaryota, Metazoa, Chordata, Actinopteri, Osmeriformes, Osmeridae. The transcript is spliced from 7 exons. The coding region runs from base 237 to 1004 and encodes 255 amino acids. The record is from RefSeq and is a predicted model, not a curated record.
UGCCAUUUAAUAUUUAAUCCCGAGCGCAGGGAUUGGGGCUUCCGUAUACGGUGUUUUUUCCUGGAUGCUGCGAAAGCAGGAUUAGGGAGGGCUGAAUGGUGCUGCAGCACGCCCCAUAUAACACUAAGUAUAGUGACUAGUUUGGACAGAUAUACAUUCGCCGGUAACCGAUUGCUGCCGCUUUCACUGCUACAGGUUUGUAAAAGUAUACUGUUUGUCGUUGAUAAUCCUCCGAGAUGGAGCGCUGGAAAGGCAGGGUAGCUCUCGUGACAGGAGCCUCGGUCGGGAUUGGAGCGGCUGUUGCACGGGCACUUGUCCAACAAGGCAUGAAGGUUGUCGGAUGUGCCAGGAACGUGGACAAGAUAGAGAAGCUAGCAGCUGAGUGCCAGAGUGCGGGCUACAGCGGCACGCUCAUCCCCUACAAGUGCGACCUGUCCAACGAGGAGGAGAUCCUGUCCAUGUUCUCGGCCAUCAAGACGCUGCACCUGGGCGUGGACGUGUGCAUCAACAACGCGGGCCUGGCUCACGACGAGCCCCUGCUCAGCGGCAAGACCGACGGCUGGAGGAACAUGAUCGAUGUGAACGUCCUAGCCCUGUCCAUCUGCACGCGCGAGGCCUACCAGUCUAUGAAGGAGAGGAACGUCGACGACGGGCACAUCAUCAACAUUAAUAGUAUGGGUGGACACAGGAUGGUACCAAGUGCGGACGAGCACUUCUACUGUGCCACCAAGUAUGCUGUGACGGCUCUAACCGAGGGACUACGGCAAGAGCUACGUGAAGCAAAGACCCACAUCAGAGCCACUAGUAUAUCUCCCGGAAUAGUGGAGACUGAGUUUGCAUUUCGGCACCACAACAGCGACCCGGAGAAGGCGGCAGCAGUGUACGAGAGUAUAAAAUGUUUAAAAGCAGAAGACAUAGCCAGCGCGGUCACAUACGUCCUCAGCGCAUCUCCUCAUGUGCAGAUCGGCGAUGUGCAGAUGAGGCCGGUGGAACAGGUGUCUUAGCAACGGAGCAAGAAGCAGUCGGUGGUGCACACAGAAGCAGCAGAAACGGUGUCUCCCUAGCGACCCCUGCUGGGCAACAAGAAGAAAAACGACAACUAGAGUUGGACUGCCUGUGGAGGAAUGUGGAUGAGGGGGAUCUGUGUACAGAUGUGUGUGUGUGUGUGUGUGUGCGUGUGAGUGUGUGUGUGUGGGGGAGGGUUCCCAGGUGUGACGAAAGGGGGAGGGAGGGCACUUCUUAACCACUACUCAAUUACUACUGAGUGCUGCAACAUGAUCUUCGGUGUACUUGCUCAGCCUUGUUCAAACGAUGCAACUGCAAACCAGGAGAGGGGGGGGGGGGGGAGAGUUACUCCUGUACCUUGCGGUCAUCUACACGACCGUCACCUCAGAGGGAAGAGGACGCCAUCAUUUACUUGUCUUUUUUUUUCUUUUCUUUGGUAGGUCAUAUGACAUAUCUGUUUGUAAUGAGAGAACACUGUUGUUCAUAAAUUCUUUAUUUUAAAUAUAUAUAAACGUAUUUUAAUGAUGAUUACAUAGGUGGGAUGUGGUUUAAUACACUGUACCCUGACUAAUAGAUAAUGCUCAAUCCAUUCUACCAUCUGUACUUAAGUUUUAACACUUUGGGUUGGCAUGGGUCAGGUUUACGAAAUGUUUUUUCAAAACCCACAUCAACCACCAAUUCAGUACGUAUGAGGGGACAGCCACAAGCACGAUUCUGUAAUCCCUUCCCUGUCAAGCAAAUGUAUUCCCCCCACUCCAUAAAAAUAUCCUUUGUGAUUUUAAACGGCUUUGUACUUUAGAAAGGGUAUGAAUCCAACACUCGCAUCCUGUGUAGAGGUGACUAACUCUUGAGUGCACUUGUAUACUCUCCCCAAGUGUGUACUUACAUGAUAAAGUAGAUAUUUCUCAAUAAAUGAAUACGAAUUG